Messenger RNA from Zootoca vivipara (common lizard), 3086 nucleotides. The record is from RefSeq and is a predicted model, not a curated record. NCBI's taxonomy places the organism in Eukaryota, Metazoa, Chordata, Lepidosauria, Squamata, Lacertidae.
GGGUAUAAGAAGUCCCUGUUUCCCGCUCUCGGCGCGCGAGAGGAAGGCGGCGGUUGAGAGAGACAGAGGGAUACCAAGCGCGGGCUUUGAAAAGCGCGGGAAGAGCGGCGGGGACUGGAGCCUACCAAGUGAAAAGACAUCAAGGCUGCCUAAAUGGAUAUAAGAAACUGGUUCCAAAAAGCCUCUUCUUCCUGGUCGCGGAGUCUCCCAGUCAGUUCGGCAAGUUCCAUAAAGUCCAUCUUCAUUUGCCAUUCAUCUAUAGUUGAUAUCUCUUGAGUCUUCCAAUUCUUGGCAAGUAAUCUCGCAGCAAUUGUGGCAUACAGAAAGAAUGUACCAUAUUUGGGGGGGAUUUAUUGUCCUAUUCAAGUAAAAAGGCUUCUGGUUUUUAAAUAAGUGUUGUUCAACUGUUUUCAGGAUUGAGAUAGGCAGCUGCUGAGGCAUCUCUCCUCCAGCCUCCUUGGUCGGGGUCAGGCACGACCAGGUUUUAAAAUGGGCUCCCCCAUAUUUAAUGUGCAUUAUCACUUAACAUUGCAAGAUAUAUUUGGAAAUAGAUUCAUCACAUUUAAAAUAAUGAAAAAGCGAAAAUACAGCAUGAGCAUUGACCAUUUGCAUUACAGUGGUACCCGGGUUUAAGUACACAAUUUGUUCUGGAAGUCUGUACUUAACCUGAAGCGUACUUAACCUGAAGCAAACUUUCCCAUUGAAAGUAAUGGAAAGUGGAUGAAUCCGUUCCAGACAGGUCUGUGGAGUACUUAAACUGAAAGUACUCAAACCGAAGCGUACUUAAACCGAGGAAAUCAUUAUGUCAAGAAAAAGAAGAAUUGAUUCUGAAAUGUUGAAACUAAGGUAUGGAUUGACAACUCAGCAAAAUACUUUUGUGAAGCAAGAGGAGCUAAAUACAUCAUCAUUGCGAGCAAGUUUUCAAGUUGCCAAGCUCAUAGCACGUACUGGCAGACCCUUCGGGUAUGGAGAAUUUGUUAAAGAAUGCAUUAUUUCUGCUUCCAAAGAGUUGUGUCCGGAGAAGACUGAUUUAUUUAGAACAUUGAGUCUUUCAGGACCUGCAGUUACACGUAGCAUUGAAGAAAUGGGGGGAAAUUUGCACGAACAUUUGCAAAACUCCUCGAAAAAACUUUGUUAUUUUUCAUUGGCACUUGAUGAAAGCACUGAUGUUCGUGAUUCUGCACAACUUCUAAUUUUCAUUCGUGGGACAAAUGAUAAUUUUGAAGUCACAGAGGAGCUUGCUGCACUGCAAAGCAUCAACGGAACAACAACAGAAGAGGAUAUCUUUGAAAAAGUUUGCCAAACUCUGCGUGAUUUGGAGCUGGACUGGGCUAAACUUGCCAGUGUCACAACAGAUGGUGCUCCUAGCAUGAGAGGAGUGGUUGCACGCAUCAACCAAGAGAUGGACAGACACAAUCUGCCACAUCCCAUAGCCAUACACAGCCUUAUCCACCAACAAGCGCUGUGUUGUAAAAAGUCACUGAAGUUUGACUCUGUCAUGAAAACUGUGGUAUCUUGUGUGAACUUCAUUAGAACUCAUGCACUAAACCACAGUCAGUUUCAGGAAUUUCUGUCCGAGUUAAAUGUUGAGCGUGAAGAUAUUCCGUACCACACAGAAGUCCCUUGGCUGAGUCGAGGGAGAGUUUUGAAACAUUUUUAUGAUUUGCUUCCACAUGUUUCUGAUUUCAUGCUCAUGAAAAACAAAGAAGUACCAGAGCUCAAAGAUGCAGAAUGGAAAUGGCACCUUGCCUUUCUGACAGACGUAACAGAGCUACUCAACACUUUCAAUGUACAACUUCGAGUAAAGGGGAAGCUCGUCUGUGAUAUGUUUUCACAUGUGAAAGCGUUUCAAGCAAAAUUGGAUCUCCUCAUUAAUCAAGUGAAGGAGGAAAACUUCUGCCAUCUCCCCACCACUCAAAACCUGUCGGCGGGAAAACCAGCAGUUUUAUUCCCAAACAAAACGUGUGUGGAUUUACUGGAAAUUUUGCAAAGGGAGUUUCAAACUCGAUUUGAAGAGCUUCACAUCCAUGAGCAGCACAUACAGCUUUUCCAGAACCCAUUUUCUGUUGACUUCGAAACUGCUGAAACAAUUUACCAAUUGGAAUUGAUUGACCUACAGACUUGUGAUUCCCUGAAAGACAAAUUUGAAUCAAGCAGGCUCACUAGUUUCUAUGCCUCUCUCCCCUCUGAGACAUACCUAAAUCUCAGGAACCAUGCACUCAAAUUUGCAGCCAUCUUUGGCAGCACCUAUGUCUGUGAACAGACUUUUUCCCAACUGAAACGUCUGAAAUCCUCAACCGGAUCCAGACUAACAGAUGAACACUUGCAUCACUUGCUACGACUAGCAGUGACAAAAAUGGAACCGGAUAUUGACUAUCUCGUCAGCCAAAAGCAGGUCCAUACUUUCCAUUGAAAUAUAUAAGUUUGUGUUGAUUAAAAUUGUUCCUCUCCUGCAUGGGGUGAAUGGGGGACCCUGUUGCAACAGUUUAAUAAAGGCCAGGCUUACUAGCCACUUUGCUUUUCAAUAUACAGUACUCUGAUUGGCCUCUUGAUGAAGUUUCUUUACUGGGAGAGUUUCUGUGGGUGCCCUUAGAGGCACAGGCAGAUGCUGCAAUGGCAAAAAAAAACCCUCCUAGGAGAACAUAAACUCUUCCACACACCCCAGCUUUCACAGCUGGCCAAUUCUUCCUUGGAGUUUGUGCCAAACAUUGGGGGGGGGGUACUUUUGAGGUUUUAAAAGGUGUUACACACCUUUGUGGGGGUCCCUCCUCGCAAUUUGGUGGGGAGACACUGCUGCCAGGCCAAUAAAGAUCAAUAGUUUGUGUCCUUUUCAGGUUUAUGCAUUUCCUUAAUUUUACAAACAUUUUAACGUGUCAAAACUUGACUUCCUUCCCCCUCUUUCUGCAGUUCCUUAAAGCUAUUAAUCUGCAUAUCCAAAUUCAUUUAAUUUGCUCACUUACCUAUUUUAAAUAUAUAUACUUGUCAAACUGCAGGUCAUUACAACAAUCCUGCUAAUGUUUUUAUCUGUUUGCAAAUUUAUCUGUAAAUAUUCAAUAAAGCAUUUCCAUUAUUUUAUUUAAAAGUUU